GUGGGAGGUGCUAGCAUCGGGUGUGGUGGCUGCCGAGGCAUUGCUGGGUGCCAGCCAGCAGCAACUGGCUGCAUACACUGUCGCAGUGGAGGAGGUACAGGCAUGGUGCCACGACACGGAGAGGAGGGUGCGCAUACAGCUAGUGCCGCAGGCCACACUACAGGAGAAACAGCAGCAGAUGAACAUGUGCAAGGUGACGCUGCAUGAAGUCUCCUCGUAUAGGAUCGUGAUCGACAUGGCUCUAGAGAAGGCUGCUGUGGCCUUGGCUAGCAGAUCUGACGACAGCUUCCUCAAACUGAAGGAAACCACUGUAACAAGAUAUAGCAACAUUGUGCAGACUGCUAAGGGCCUAGCUGAGAGGUCUGAGGAGGUUGUCACAGAGCACCAGCACUUUGAUGACAGCGUCGCCUCCUGCAACCUGUGGCUGAACGAUGCGUUUGCACGGUUAGCCGUGUUCUCCCAGGAGGAGGGCGAUGCUUACGUGCUGCAAGCCAGACUAGAAAAGAUACAG
Molecule: messenger RNA, 511 nt
Organism: Priapulus caudatus
Lineage: Eukaryota; Metazoa; Priapulida; Priapulimorpha; Priapulimorphida; Priapulidae
Exons: 3
Biological process (GO): nuclear migration
Cellular component (GO): meiotic nuclear membrane microtubule tethering complex; cytoplasm; nuclear outer membrane
Molecular function (GO): actin filament binding
Source: RefSeq, a predicted model, not a curated record